This is a messenger RNA of Parastagonospora nodorum SN15, 717 nucleotides long. RefSeq lists its product as hypothetical. Bases 1 to 717 code for a protein of 238 amino acids. The transcript is spliced from 2 exons. The record is from RefSeq and is a predicted model, not a curated record. Gene Ontology annotation, biological process: protein lipoylation. NCBI's taxonomy places the organism in Eukaryota, Fungi, Ascomycota, Dothideomycetes, Pleosporales, Phaeosphaeriaceae. Gene Ontology annotation, molecular function: lipoyl(octanoyl) transferase activity. Gene Ontology annotation, cellular component: mitochondrion.
AUGGCGAGCCCGGCGCGGCAUACGCUUCUCCGGCACAUCCACCUCCCAGGGCUUGUUCCUUACCAACGUGCCGCGGCCCUUCAAGAGCAUCUGGUCUCUCGCUUCCUAGCAUCCAAACCGCCUUCGAACAAUCCAGCGCCCGCACCGCACAUCAUCACCGCUGAAUUCACACCCGUGUACACAUGCGGCCGUCGAGAAGUCGGAAAUGUUUUAUUAGAACAACAGCAGUAUCUACGCGCAGAUGGCAAAGCAGACUUCGUCGAAGCCAUGCGCGGCGGCCAAACCACCUUCCACGGCCCAGGCCAACUAGUCGCCUACCCGAUCGUCGACCUGCGAACCCACAAGCUCAGUCCGCGGUGUUACGUCGCCAUGUUGGAAAAGAGCUUGAUCGCGACAUGCGCGCGGUAUGGCAUCAAGGCCAUGACUACGGACAAUACUGGCGUGUGGACCAGCGAGGACGAUAAGAUUGCGGCGAUUGGCGUGCAUAUGCGGUUGAAUGUGAAUACGGAUCUGUGGUGGUUUGAUAGAAUUGUGGCAUGUGGACUGGAGGGAAAGAGGGCGACGAGCUUUGUGAAGCAGGGUGUUGACGUGCAGGACGUGGGGUAUGUAGGAGGGACUUUUGCGAAAGAAAUCGCGGAUAGACUGGAAGGUAUACAAGGAGUUGAGAGAGUGGAGGAAGAUGAGGUCCAGAUACUGCUGAGCGAGGCGAAUGCAUGA